Molecule: messenger RNA, 1981 nt
Organism: Tupaia belangeri chinensis (Chinese tree shrew)
Lineage: Eukaryota; Metazoa; Chordata; Mammalia; Scandentia; Tupaiidae
Gene: VOPP1
Product: VOPP1 WW domain binding protein
Source: RefSeq, a predicted model, not a curated record
AUGCCGCUCCUACGAGGACUGCUGUGGCUCCAGGUGCUGCGUGAGGGCCCUCUCCAUACAGAGGCUCUGGUAUUUUUGGUUCCUCCUGAUGAUGGGCGUGCUCUUCUGCUGCGGAGCUGGGUUCUUCAUCCGGAGGCGCAUGUACCCCCCGCCGCUGAUUGAGGAGCCGGCGUUCAACGUGUCCUACACCAGGCAGCCCCCAAACUCCGCUCCAGGAGCCCAGCAGCCGGGGCCACCGUAUUACACCGACCCUGGAGGACCAGGAAUGACUCCUGCAGGGAACACCAUGGCGAUGGCUUUCCAAGUCCAACCCAAUUCACCCCAGGGAAGCACAGCCUACCCACCCCCUCCUUCCUACUGCAACACACCUCCGCCCCCAUACGAACAGGUGGUUAAGGCCAAGUAGCGGGGCACUGCCCGUGUGAACGAGGAGGGACAGGAGAGGGCCUUUCACUCAGCCUUGCCUGUUCCCAUCGAAGUCCAUUUCCAGGAAUGGUCUUAGGAGCCACUAAUGGCAAAUUCCUCUUUGAUAUCUUCAAAGCAAGACAGCUCCCUUUCAAGUUUUCUGUGGAGGACGAUAUUCAAAUUCACACUGUGUCUCCUCUGUUGCUUCUGUUUCUAAUGUAAUCUGUGCUCUCUGGCAGAGUGUGGUGACAGUCUCCAAGGGUCAACAUUCUUAGGGUGGUGUGGCCAGAUCCUCAGGAGAGAGGCUAAGAGGAUGAGCAAGGCAGAGCCAGUGUGCAAGGGCGACGUGUGGAGGGGCCAGGCCGAGCACCCUGGGGAAGCCUCCUUCUACAAGUCGAAAGGCACAUGCAGCAGCCAGGACAUGGUGCAGCGGCAACCGGGCUACAGUGAGGCCCAGGUCUGCUGCUGCCCAUUCUCCCGUCGGCCUUCCUCUCCAAGAAGUGGCAAAAGAGCCCAUCAGGAACGUAUCCUGUCUCCACUCGCAUCCUAAAGAUAGGCUUCCCCUGCAAGAUGGGGACCCAUCCUCGGGCCAAGGUGAAACAUCAGCGGUUUUCUGAAGACCACGAAGGAGAGUUAUCCAAGUUCAUAGGAAAUAUUUCCCUGCCCCAAACUGGGACAUGGCAUUGUAUGAGCUCUUGGUCUGACUUGCGGGUGGGGGAGACGUCUCUCCCUUCUUAGUGUAUUUGCGGAAGUGUGUGUGUAAGACCCUGUCCUUCCCCAGGGCAUCUCUGGAGGUAGAUUUUGAUGGGCACUGUCAAAGCAGAGGAGUACAUCUGGCUGGGAUGUCACAUCAACCUUCGGAGAGAGACCAGCUGAGACAUCCCAGCAGACCCCGGCCAGCCACUGUGAGCCUGGAGUGGCCGUGGUGGUGUGCAGUCUGAGCGGGAGUGUGCGGGGCUCUGAGGAGGAAAAGCCUGUGAGGAGGAGAGGAGAAAAUACUCACUGGACGGCUCGGGCCGUGGAAGCAACCUGAGAGUGAAGAGGUGACUGGAAGGGCAAGGCCCGGAGGAGAAUCCUGCCUCACCCCACGAUCCUGCAUGGAGCCCCUGGAGUUGUCGACAGUUAGGGAGAGUCCUGUCCCUCCGAGUAGCUAGUAACGUGGGCGUGUAUGUAACCCCAGAGCUGACCUGACGUGUCGUGUGUACUGAGCGCAAAGCAGCGUAGCCGAGAUGCCUAGAUCACUAUGUAUGUAGUAUUGGGGGAGGGGAGGGGGGCGGGGUACUUCAUUUAAGUGAGUAAUUGGAGCCUCUGAGAAAUUGGUACUCAUUGAACCUGACCACUGAGACAUGGCACUGGAGUGGAUGGAGGGGGUUUCGUUCCCCUACACAGGGGGCAUGGGCUCUGUGUCUGGUUUCUGUGGGGCAGGGAAGGAAUGGGGUUGAACCACUGCGGGGACUUACUCGAAGGGCACAGAAUCUGGGGGCCUCCCAGGGAAAUACUGGGGAACAAAACGAACACCCUUGGAAACACCGGCUAUGCGUACAGAUGCGGCUGCCAGUGUCUGACCGCCCUCAUG